GCGUCCAUCCCCUCCCCAGCACCACCUCUGCUGCUGCCUCUGGCUGUGGACCUGCACCUCUUCCCCAUCCUCGCCAGGCCUGGGGAGCGUUGUGAGCCUGGAUGAGAGCCCCCCAACCUGGGGCUUUCCCAGGCAAUGGCCUUAGUGUUCCCAGGGAGGAGCCCCUGGACCCUGAGCAUCUGCUAGAGGCUUGGCAGAGGCCCCGCAGGAACUGUGUCUUCUGAGGACAAAAGGCGGCGGCCAGCAGGCAGGGGGGGGGGGACCGGCUGCCAGGCAGGCAGACUGGUAGCGGGGACCAGCUUUGGUCCCCCCUCCCAGCUUGGCGGUGGCAUAAAGAUGGGGAUGGGAGUGUGUAGUGAGGGAAGCACCUGCCGGUACCCCCACCGGCCACCUAGCUGGAUACCCCAAGGCUGUGUGCUGCCCACCUGGUGUUCCCCAACACCUCCAGCUCUGCCCAGUGUACCCCUCUUCCCCUGAUGUCUUCGAUUUAGACCAGCCCAGUUGUAUCCACGGCAACAGAAGCAGGAGUGCACUGGCCUAGGAUCACUGAGGGUCCCACAAUGUGGCUUGAGCUGUGAUUAUCCUGGAUGAAACAGCUUGAGCUCCCUCCCUGGAUUCCAAGACAGCCCUGCUGAGAAAGCUUAGUCUCUUUGGUGUUAUCUCUCUUAUCUUUCCUCACUCUCACCCCCCUCCACUUCCAACUCAACCACUAUUCAUUUAUAUCUCUGUUUCCAUGUUCUAUCUUUUCACUCUCUCCUUUCCCAUUCUGUCUCUGUGCGUUCCUCUCUUUCUCUCGCCUUCCUCUAUGUCUCUCUCUCUCUGUCUUUCUCCCCACCUCCAUUCUUCCUGUUUGCAGGUGUAGCCCAGCAGGACAACUGAUGGAGUCCCAUAGGGCCCAUCGAGUACUGGACUGGCUGACCCGGUAGGGUUGGGAGUAGCCCUUGCCUCUCAGUAUGGCCAACACCACUGGAGAGCCCGAGGAGGUGAGCGGUGCAUUGUCCCCGCCGUCAGCAUCUGCUUAUGUGAAGCUGGUGCUGCUCGGACUGAUCAUGUGCGUGAGCCUGGCGGGCAAUGCCAUCUUGUCCCUGCUGGUGCUCAAGGAGCGUGCCCUGCACAAGGCUCCUUACUACUUUCUGCUGGACCUGUGCCUGGCCGACGGCAUACGCUCUGCCGUCUGUUUCCCCUUUGUGCUGGCUUCUGUGCGCCACGGCUCCUCAUGGACCUUCAGUGCGCUCAGCUGCAAGAUUGUGGCCUUUAUGGCCGUGCUCUUUUGCUUCCAUGCAGCCUUCAUGCUGUUCUGCAUCAGCGUCACCCGCUACAUGGCCAUUGCCCACCACCGCUUCUAUGCCAAGCGCAUGACACUCUGGACAUGUGCAGCUGUCAUCUGCAUGGCCUGGACCCUAUCUGUGGCCAUGGCCUUUCCACCCGUCUUUGAUGUGGGCACCUACAAGUUUAUCCGUGAGGAGGACCAAUGCAUCUUUGAGCAUCGCUACUUCAAGGCCAAUGACACGCUGGGCUUCAUGCUUAUGUUGGCUGUGCUCAUGGCGGCCACACAUGCUGUCUAUGGCAAGCUGCUCCUCUUUGAGUAUCGUCACCGCAAGAUGAAGCCUGUGCAGAUGGUGCCAGCCAUCAGUCAGAACUGGACAUUCCAUGGCCCUGGGGCUACCGGUCAGGCUGCUGCCAACUGGAUUGCCGGCUUUGGCCGUGGGCCUAUGCCACCAACCCUGCUGGGUAUCCGGCAGAAUGGGCAUGCAGCCAGCCGGCGCCUGCUGGGCAUGGACGAGGUCAAGGGUGAAAAGCAGCUGGGCCGCAUGUUCUACGCGAUCACACUGCUCUUCCUGCUCCUCUGGUCACCCUACAUCGUGGCCUGCUACUGGCGAGUGUUUGUGAAAGCCUGUGCCGUGCCCCACCGUUAUCUAGCCACUGCUGUUUGGAUGAGCUUCGCCCAGGCUGCCGUCAACCCGAUCGUCUGCUUCCUGCUCAACAAGGACCUCAAGAAGUGCCUGAGGACUCACGCCCCCUGCUGGGGCACAGGAGGUGCCCCAGCUCCCAGAGAACCCUACUGUGUCAUGUGAAGCAGGCUGGUAGGCAGACAGGCAGGGAGAAGGUUGUGACCACCACGAUGGGGCCAGCAGAAAUGGAGGGGUGGGGCCCCAUACAGGAGCCUUUCUUUCUGAGCUCCAGCCCAGCCCCUCUGGUCAUCCAGAGUCUAGACAUCUUUGCCAAUCCUCCACAGAGCUGGGGACUGGGUAGGAAGCUGGGAAAGAAGCAUUUCUAGUUCUGUGAGGCCUGUCUCCACUGCUUCCUUCUCCAUUUCUAUAAUCUCUCCCUGUCUCUCAGUAUCUUUCUCUUUCCCUCUCUCCCUCCGCCUUCCAUCCAUCCCCUCCUUUCUCCCUCUCUGUCCCCUCUCAAAUUCAGAAAAAGAAAACAACACUGAAAGUGCAGGUUUUUCUACUAAUAGCAGAGACAGGCUUUGCUUGUAAUGUCUCUUCUUCUGACAUUGACCAGAAAAGGGGAAUUUGUCCUGUAAAAUAGACUCCCAGAGCUCUUAUUUCCCCCUAUGCUCCCAUGUAUCCUCCCCUUCAGUCCUUUAGCAAGGCCUAGAUGUUUAGGGAGAAAUUGAUCUGCUGACAAGAGGGACCAAAGAGGGUGCUGGGUUCCCAGGGAGCAGAGAUGUUAAUUGCUGUGUUGUGUGCAAUGUUGUUUUAGGCUAAGGUUGGCCCCAAAUCCAGUCUCCUCUCCCUCCCCACCAGCCCAGCUCUCCUAAGUAUUUCCUGAGUAUCAGUUUGAGAACCAGGAGGGGAGGGAGAAGAGCCCCUGUAGGUGAAGAGCAGGAUGUGAGCUAUAUGCCUUGAGCUGAAGAGACCUGAGCUUGUUGUAUUCUCUUGAGCUGCCUCCUGGAUUCCCAGUCCCCAACUCUUCUUCUUGAUGACAAUCCACUCCAGGACCAUUAGGGUGGAUGUGGGUCACCAUACUGGCAGGAGCAGUCAGUCCCCCAGGGAAAUAUAGCAAGAGAAGUGAAAUCCCCCAGAGUAGGGAUCCCAGGCCCUGGGGUCAGAAUGGUAUUCAAUCCCAGAAUUAUCUCCUGGGUUCACACUACUCUCCUCAAGACAAAAAUUCUUUGGCGGCCUUGGUACACAUUCCAAGGCACAGUGGACCUGAGUCCAUUCCUAUCUGACCUCUUUUUGUCCCCUGCAAGCCUCAGGGGCCUCAAACCCCUCCAUGGUCACCCUUGGCCUUCUGGGCCCUCAGCCCCAAGAUUCUUCCCAACAACCCUUCUCCCUAGUUCUCCACCCAAGGUGGAACAGACUCAAGCCAGAUCCUCCAGGUGGGAGAUCCCAAGCCUCUAGAUAGGGGCAGAGUUCACUCUGGGCUCACAUCAAGGCCAGUUCUUGUGGACUGGUGAGCCAAGCUGGCAUUCAAUCUUUGUUGGUCUUACCUGGGUUCUCUUGCCUCCUGUCAUUUCCUGGGGGAGGGGAAAUCUGCAUUUAUCCACCCUCCCUUCCCCUUUCUUAUAGAAGCCCUGUCCUAAGCUCUCUCCCUACUCCAAGAUAGUCCCAGAACUGGGAAAGCCUUGACCCAAGAGGAAUGGGGAGGGCACUCUAGGCAGGAGAGACAUUAAUGGGCCUGGCUAUGGAGUGACCCUGGAAAGGCAGGCCAGAGUGGCUGAGAGACUGGGGACUGGGUCUACCUGUUCUCUCAGUGAUAGUGAUGGGGGUGCCUUUUCCAGGGGUGGGGUGGGGGGAGAUAAGUACAUUCUGGAGGGUUUUCCUCCAAUUCCUUUUUCUAACUGCCUGGAUCACCAUUGGAUUUUGUAAAUGGAAAACUGAAAUGAACAAUGCUAUAUUGGA
This is a messenger RNA of Condylura cristata (star-nosed mole), 3851 nucleotides long. RefSeq names its product G protein-coupled receptor 173 (gene GPR173). Gene Ontology annotation, biological process: G protein-coupled receptor signaling pathway. Lineage: Eukaryota; Metazoa; Chordata; Mammalia; Eulipotyphla; Talpidae. The record is from RefSeq and is a predicted model, not a curated record. Gene Ontology annotation, cellular component: plasma membrane. The transcript is spliced from 2 exons. The coding region runs from base 954 to 2075 and encodes 373 amino acids. Gene Ontology annotation, molecular function: G protein-coupled receptor activity.